GUCCCCCCACUACAUACUAAAAAUUCCCCCCUGUAACCCCCAAUUUUGGUAAUUUUUGGAUCGCUAUAACUCCGUCAGUUUUCAUACUACAGACUUGGGGCUGGUGUCGUUCGCUUAGUUACGGAAUACCCUAAAAUGUCCCUCAGACAGAUUUUGUUCAAAGGGACUGAAAGGGUUUUGAAAAAUCCGAUCCCACCCCAUUUGGGGCGGGUAAGCGUUAACCUUCACAAGGGCCUCUUUGGAGUGCCCAGACCACAUACGGACCAUUUUCAAAAAAAAUCCCUAAAGGGAUUUUUUGAGGAUUUUUGAAAAAUUCGUUUCCGGGCUACCCUUGGUUAUGGGGAGCCUCUGGGAACAUGUCUGGAAACCAACGUAUGUCGAAUGAACCUAAUAGAGAAGAACAGGAUCGGGAUCGAUUUAUGUCUUUUGACUCGAACUCCUUUGAUCAAUCGUUCAAUUCGAUACCCAGCUCAAAUGCAUCGUUCCAUUCAAUGGAAAUUCCACCAAGAGGCAACAUUCGUCCCAACAGGAGAGGAGCCUUAGCCUUAGAGAGAAUCCAGGAAGUAUCGGCCAACAUUGAACAACAAAGAACGGAGCGUAGACCGGUAGAGGAGCUUUCCGGUUGGGCUGAAAUGGCUGGGCCAGCGUGCUAUUUGGCACGGGAAGCCCUAAACCGCUACCGGGAUCACAAGAAGAAUUCGAAACGGCAAGCACAAACAGAAUGGGAAAACAGGAGGAAUAAAGAUACAAAACCAUCACACUGGGACACCAAAAGGGACCAGGGUAGUGGACGAGUAGACACAUCAAAAAUACCUAUGAGGAAGAAUAAAGACGAUAACCCGGCGCUUAGACUCCUGGCCGAACAUCAGGACAGGCAAAAGGCAAAAAGGAUCAAGGAACUAAAAAAAUAA
Molecule: messenger RNA, 911 nt
Organism: Cinara cedri
Lineage: Eukaryota; Metazoa; Arthropoda; Insecta; Hemiptera; Aphididae
Source: the annotation of a GenBank genome assembly